Molecule: messenger RNA, 1488 nt
Organism: Aureobasidium subglaciale EXF-2481
Lineage: Eukaryota; Fungi; Ascomycota; Dothideomycetes; Dothideales; Saccotheciaceae
Exons: 1
Coding region: 1-1488 (495 amino acids)
Source: RefSeq, a predicted model, not a curated record
AUGGCACCUAAAGUAGCUGCUGGUACAGUUGGAGCAAACGGUGUUGUCAAGAAAAAGCGCGUUGUCACCACCGCAGCGGACAGAGAGAGAGCCAAAAACAAAGCCGCAGAUGCCAGAUAUGAAGCGGCAAAGACUGAUGAAGCAAGAGCCUGGAUCAAUCCCGCUAAGUUGCUCAAUGACUUCUUCUCCAGAGACAGAGAAGAUGUUAUGGCCCUCAAAAUCGGCGCAGGAACCCGACGAGAUAUUUGUGCCAGAGCUGAAGCUUUGGGCUUGCACGUCCAGAUGUUCGAUACACAAUCACGCAGGAAUGGACCUUUGGAGAGCUGGAUAGUGCUUGGACUUCUAAGUUCGAGGCAUCUCGUGGACGACAAAGUCAGAGACAUUCAGCGUCAAAGCAAGAGAGAACUUCAGCGUGCGGAGGAUGAGGCCGAAGAUGAAGACGAAGCCGAUGCUGGAGCCGAAGGGCCCAAGAAUCCGGCCGAGAUGAUUGAUCCAUCUCUCCGUGAGCAGAAAGCUCCUGUGGCUCAGAUGAUGCUACCACCUCUCCGACAAGCCACCACUAAGCCUAAGGAUAUCGUCCAGGACCUACCAGAUCAAACUUCAAAGACAACAACUGAGACUGCCCAAAUGAGUUUGCCAAGCGAAGAGAUCGAGGCAGCGAAACAACUCAGCGAUCUCAAAAGCUCCGCCAUGCCAGCAAGACCAGUGUUCAGACCAGAAUCUAGCCAGGUGGAAGCCACUCGUUCAAGCGAGACCCCAGUAGUGCCUGACGCUCCGCCUUACGACAGUACUGCAGAACAAGCUGUAGCUGAAGAUGCCACCGAAAAUGAUCGCAUCGCGUCUUGGGUAUCUCAACAAGCUCAACCAGGCCAAACAGACAAAGACACCCUCGACCUCACCGGAACUUGGAAAAUCACCUGCGCGGCUAUCGCCGAACAACUAGGCUCCUCCUCAUCUGACCUGACCAUGAAGAUCCACCUCGAGCCAACUCAACCCCAGUCCGACAACGACACCGAUGAUGACCCCGCGACCACCUCCGUCACCUCCUCAGAUCAACUUACAGACACCCAAAAAGCCCGCCUCGGGACCUAUCAACUCUGGGCAACCUUCAACUUCGGCCUCUACCACGGUCUCAUCCGCUUCAUGUCCCCCACAACCCCCAACACAUCCCCCCUCACACGCUCUUCCUUCGACCUGUCACCCACCCAACUCCCCUCGUCCAAAAACCUCACGUUCCAAUAUAAAUGGCGAGGCCGCGAGACGUCCGACGAGGAAAUCAGCCUCGAAGCCGAAAAGGCAAUUCAGUGGGUGAAAUUCGAGGAAAAUGGUGUCAAGCUUACUGGUGUGUUUGAGAGUGAAUAUUUGGGUGAGACUGGAUUUGAAGGGCAGAAGAUUGGCAAGGGAGAGGGAGAGAAAGAGGAUCUGGGUCGGAUGUGGAGCAAGGUUAGUCCUCAAGCCCACGAGGCCGAGGCGAAGUCGAAGGAGUAG